UUGACUUUGAUGAUGAUUGUGGUGAUGGGGUCAGAGAAGGCCUGCGUCGAAGCUGAGAUUCCUCUAAUUGGGUUAAAUCAGUCCAUCUAGACGUAUUUUAAAUUUAAUCUCUGAUGUUUUAUUAGAUUUGUGUUUGGUAUUUAUAUUCUUAUAACUCAACGCGACUUUUAUUUUGACAUUGCGCAGCAUUAACCCUUGAACUGCAUUUUGCGCCAUCUUUAAGAUGCAAGAAAAUUCUAUUUUUGUAUGAUAAAAAGAUUGAGUUUCUAUUCUGACUGUAUUUUUCUCUAUUUGCUUAUUUUUGUAUAUAUAAACCUUGUCCUACCUAUAUCACUCUGCACCUCUUUAGCAACAACACGAGCUGACUUUGAAAAAGACCAGAGAAAUCCAACAUUAAAAAAAUAAUCUAAGGCCAAAAACCUUCACAAUUUACUCUGCAAUAAAUAUCAAAUUGAAGUAUAUUUUGAGCUCAUUUUAUUUCAAAUGUUGCGUUUUUCAGGUAAAAUGCGCACGGCGCAAGGGAGACACGUUCAUUUUCUUAGCUCAAGAAUCACUAAACAAUUCAUUUUAGGAGCGAAAUUGAUUCCAAACAACCAAUAUGUGUCAAAAUUGCUGUACCUAAGCGGAUUAAUAAGCAAUAAAAGUAGCAUCCAUUUGAACAAAGGCGCACCUUUUGGCAAAAAACUCAUAAUUCUAUUGAAAAUGUCUCAACUUCAGCAUCAAUGAGAUUAUUAUUGAAACUAUUAAUGACUAUUUUUUCCUCCAAUGUCAAAAUUGCCUCCUCAAAGCCAAAAAUCAUUAUGAAUUGAUUUGCGUUAUUCUUGCUGAACACUCCUUAUUGACAGCUACCUCGUGAUCCAUGCAUGCGUAAUGACGCACAAACUUGACUUUACCUAACUGUCCUUUGAACGUGAGGAAAUAUUGUCUUCUUGAUCACGGUGAUGAUGAUGAUGGGGAUGAUGAUGAUGGUGUGCAUGCUUGUGCGUCCUCUGCGCUCCUUCCCUCACGUCUGCGUGGACUUGGUGGCGAUGAGCUCACACCUUUGAAGAGUGAAAUAUUGGCGUUAUUGACGCAGUCCUUCUAUUUAAACCAGCCAGUGCUCCCCGCAGAGGUUUUCCGUGGCCGCUGUGAGAACAAACAAUUUAUUAGAGCGUUUAUGGCUUGAAAAGGAUUAAUUAAGAAGACGGGAUAUGAGGCAGAUGGAGAUUAAGACGCGCUUUCUGCGUUUUACCGAUGUGAGUUUGUUGGAAGAGUUUGUUGUUGUUGUGUAAAAUUUGCGCACAACUAAUGUAGUUGCGCGCUGUUAAUAAAGUAUGCAAGCUUUUUUUCCUGUAGGGUUUCCGUGAAAGCGUGCGUAAAGGCAGACAGGCUGGAGCGCCUCAUUUCGAUUCACCGGGGACUCCUGCGCGCAACAAGAGCCCCCCCACGGGUGCAAUAGUGCAAGCACAGACGGCAGCGAUUGGCCAGAGGUUGAUCAGAUGGUACACUUCCCCUCUGCAUUCAGAGGCACCUCACAACCCCCCCUUUCAGCAAAAACCAAAUCUCCGAUAAAGUAAUGGCAAAAGCACUUGGACUAUAAAAGACAACAAAUCAUAUUCCUCCGGAGUAUAUACACCCCGUUGUCCACCCAAUGAGUUCCUAUUUCGUUAACUCAACUUUUCCCGUGUCUCUGCCGGGAGGACAGGACUCUCUCCUGGGUCAGAUACCGCUAUAUUCCUCGGGAUACACCGACCCGUUAAGACACUACUCCAACGCGGCCACAUAUGGAGCGGCCAACAUGCAGGAGAAGGUUUACCCGGCGUCUUACUACCAGCAGACAGGCGCAGCGGCCGCGGCCAUCUACGGACGCGCCGGUGGCGGCGCGCCUUGCGACUAUAACCCGGUGGGGACUUUUUACAAGGACGCGGAGGGCUCGUGCGCCUUCUCCAGCCGCGAGGACCAGCCUCUGUUUGUAACUCAAGAGCAUCAGCAGCGGAAAGCGGAAUGCCCGGAGCAAGCUGUCAGCAUGAGCAGCAGCAUCGACGACAAGUCUUCAACUCUGAUCUAUCCGUGGAUGCAGAGGAUGAACGCGUGCUCCGCCGGUCCAUUUGGCACGAGUGGCCGCAGGGGCCGACAGACCUACACCCGCUACCAGACCCUGGAGCUGGAGAAGGAGUUCCACUUCAACCGCUACCUGACCAGGAGGCGCCGGAUAGAGAUCUCCCACGCCUUGUGCCUGACGGAGAGACAGAUCAAAAUCUGGUUUCAGAACCGCAGGAUGAAGUGGAAAAAAGAGAACAAACUCCUCAACCCGUCAAAGACACCCGAGGAGGAGGAACAGGCGGAAAAAAAGAGCUGAACAGACUAUGGGACAGAAUUGUUGUUUGUGCGUUUACGCGCCACUCCGGAACAAUUCCGAUGUACAUUUUCUUUGUAAAUAUGAAAGUUUCAUGUUAGACUCGUGGUUUUAUUUCUGUUUCUGCACGGAAACACUGUCCGCAUAAUCAAAGCCUCCUCUGUCUGUCCUUGUGCUUGUGUAUUUAUUUAGGGGACUAUGCAAAAAAAGGCAGAAAAAAGUUAUUUCAUUUCUGUGUUUAGUUUUGGACCCUGUCACAGUACCUCAUAUAGGCCCUGCUGGAUUUUUAUUCAAACUUCUCGACCUUUGCAGAUGUGUUGUCCUUCCUCGUGCUCCGUGACUCUGUGCUUGGUAGUCUGUAGGUUCGUCGUUUACACCUGUGCCAUAAACGGUUCCACUUGUACAGUUGAGAUAUGUUCCAUGUUAUUUAUUGUUGUUAAUUGUGUGUUCAAUGCACAUCUGGAUAUUGUGUGCAAUAUUUUUGUUUAAAGGGAAUUGUAAAUAUGAAUAAAGUUUUUUUGAUGUACACUAAAA
Molecule: messenger RNA, 2869 nt
Organism: Oryzias melastigma (Indian medaka)
Lineage: Eukaryota; Metazoa; Chordata; Actinopteri; Beloniformes; Adrianichthyidae
Gene: hoxb6b
Product: homeobox B6b
Exons: 2
Coding region: 1631-2338 (235 amino acids)
Biological process (GO): regulation of transcription by RNA polymerase II; anterior/posterior pattern specification
Cellular component (GO): nucleus
Molecular function (GO): DNA-binding transcription factor activity, RNA polymerase II-specific; RNA polymerase II cis-regulatory region sequence-specific DNA binding
Source: RefSeq, a predicted model, not a curated record